This is a messenger RNA of Uloborus diversus, 1197 nucleotides long. RefSeq names its product electron transfer flavoprotein subunit alpha, mitochondrial-like. The coding region runs from base 103 to 1197 and encodes 364 amino acids. Gene Ontology annotation, molecular function: electron transfer activity; flavin adenine dinucleotide binding. Lineage: Eukaryota; Metazoa; Arthropoda; Arachnida; Araneae; Uloboridae. The transcript has 8 exons. Gene Ontology annotation, cellular component: mitochondrion. The record is from RefSeq and is a predicted model, not a curated record.
CAACUUUUUCUGCUGUCCCCAAGAUCUGCUGAACUCUGAAGGGAAAUUGACCUUUCUCUAAUAUUUAGAUUACUGCACAUUGCUUUAUUUAUUUUUUCAAAAAUGUUAAACAUAUCUCGUUCUAAAGUACAACAGUGUAGUUUAUCUGUGAUACGAAGACUGAAAAGUACCCUGGUAAUUGCUGAGCAUAGUGAUGGAAAAGUUGUGCCAAUAACUUUAAACGCAAUUACUGCUGCUAAACAAUUAGGUAAUGAAGUUACGCUUCUAGUAGCUGGAACUAAAACUGCACCGAUUGUGUCUGAACUUGCAAAGGCUGAGGGAGUUACUAAGAUACUGGCUGCUGAAAAUGAAGCAUUUAAAGGAUUAUUACCUGAGGCAUUGACUCCGUUAAUACUAGAAACACAGAAACAGUUCAACUUUACUCACAUUCUUGCUGGUGCAUCAGCAUUUGGAAAGAACUUAAUCCCAAGAGUUGCUGCAAAAUUAGAUGUAUCUCCAAUCUCUGAAAUUACUAGCAUUAAAGAUACAGAAACUUUUGUCCGAACCAUUUAUGCAGGUAAUGCUAUUCAGACAUUGAAAUCUAAAGAUCCUGUGAAAUUAAUUACAGUAAGAGGCACAAAUUUUGCUGCUUGUAAUAUAACUGGAGGAAAUGCUUCUGAGGAGAAAGCUCCUUCCUGUGAUAUAAAAAAUGAUGUUUCUUCUUGGGUGAGUCAAGAACUGUCUAAAAGUGAGCGUCCAGAGCUCACUAGUGCUAAACGUGUAGUCUCUGGUGUAGGUCCCAGUUCCCUCUCGUCUGAUUUGAUGAUGUCCACCAGCACACCAAUCGAAUCCUCCCGAAUCGCACCGUACAUCAAUGUGUCUAGCGCGAUGGCGAGGUUGCCCCAGGAGCGGUACUUAGUUCCAGGUGCCCACUAUCUUCCAUAUGCCGACCCAGCUUUCCUCGCUGCUGCCCAACACUACGCAGCCGCAGCUGCUGCUGCUGCGGUUGCUAACACAACAACUGGUGGAUCGGCUGCUUCCGGUGCAACUUCAGCAACUGCUCCACCACCGCAUCACAGUUUCUUGUUCUACCCAACACCCACACAUCCUUUCAGUUUAUCUGCUCUGAUGGCGGCAGAGAGACUAAAUAACAAAAAUUCCAGCAUUGCAGACUUACGGUUAAAGGCCCAGAAACACGCUGCAGCUCUCGGUUUGUAA